UUUACAAUGGCACGUCUCUACAUCAGCAAGAUGAAAUCCGAAGCCAAGACCUUAAUGGCACACUGCACAAGUUUGGAAGGUAUGCAAGCAGAUAACAACAAGAAGUUGGAGGAAGUUGAAGGCCAGCUGUCUUCAUGCAAGCUGCUGGUGCAACAGCAUGAGGCCAAGAUGAACAUGGUGAGUGAUUCAUUGAAAGAAGUUGAACAGAAAAAGUCGUCACUUCAAGAACAAGUUGACCAGUUGACAGAAGAAUGUGCCAAAUUAAAAGCACAAGAACAACUGUUUAUGGCUCAAAUGGAAGAACGAGAGAAGGUCAAAGACGAAAUUCAAGCGACCAAUCAGAUGAAGGAUGCUCUUGAGAAGCAGAUGGAAUCACACAGAGAACAACACCAGAAACAGUUGAAUGAAUUGAGGCAUGAGAUUGCUGAUAAGCAAUCAAAAAUUGAUCAACUUACCGAAACCUGCAAACGUUUGGAACUUGCUAAGGACAAACUCAGCUCUGAUUAUGAUCGUUUGAAACAAGAGGAAGUAGAGAAAACAACGAAGCUUAAUGAAUUGUCGUUGCAGAUGGACAGACGUGAACAGGCUAAACAGGACCUCAAGGGUCUCGAGGAAACCGUCGUGAAGGAACUUCAAACCCUGCAUAAUCUCAGAAAGCUCUUCGUGCAAGACCUUCAGAAUAGAGUGAAGAAGUCCCAGUUGAAAUCGGAGGAUGAUGAAGACGAGAGUCUCAGCAGCCAGGCACAGAAGCAAAAGAUCUCUUUCCUUGAAAAUAAUCUCGACCAGCUUACUAAAGUUCACAAACAACUUGUCAGAGACAAUGCUGAUCUUCGAUGUGAACUUCCAAAACUUGAGAAGAGAUUGAGGGCCACUAUGGAAAGAGUCAAGGCCUUGGAGCAAGCUCUCAAGGAAGCCAAAGAAGGUGCCAUGAAAGACAGGAAGAGAUACCAAAUGGAAGUUGACAGAAUCAAAGAAGCAGUCCGCCAAAAAAAUCUUCUCCGUCGCGGGCACUCAGCCCAAAUUGCCAAGCCAAUCAGGGCAGGGCAGUUUCCAUCUCCCCCAUCACAACCAGCUGUCAUCAGAGGUGGAGGAGGGGCUCCAGUGAUUGUCAAUCAAAAUGGGCAAUCGUAA
Molecule: messenger RNA, 1131 nt
Organism: Helobdella robusta
Lineage: Eukaryota; Metazoa; Annelida; Clitellata; Rhynchobdellida; Glossiphoniidae
Exons: 7
Source: RefSeq, a predicted model, not a curated record